Molecule: messenger RNA, 840 nt
Organism: Vicia villosa (hairy vetch)
Lineage: Eukaryota; Viridiplantae; Streptophyta; Magnoliopsida; Fabales; Fabaceae
Exons: 2
Coding region: 1-840 (279 amino acids)
Molecular function (GO): catalytic activity
Source: RefSeq, a predicted model, not a curated record
AUGACUUGUUUGAAAGAGGAGACGGCGAGGACUUUUUGGGUUUCUCCGGAUAUUGGUUAUUCUUUUUCUAAUUCAAGGGGAAUGUCCGGGGGUUUGUUAAUAUUGUGGAAAGAGGAAAAAGUUGAAGUCAUUAGUAGUUUUAAAGGAGAUGGUUUUUUGGGAAUUAAAGUUAUAUGGAAGGGGGAUUGUUAUUAUGUCGUUAAUGUUUACUCAUCUUGUGAGUCGAAUAAAAAAAGAAUUUUAUGGAAUGAAUUGUUAAGGUUGAAGGAUGUAUUUGUGGAUGGAGAGUGGAUUUUAGGUGGUGACUUUAACGUGAUUAAAGAAAGGAGGGAGAGAAAAGGGAGAUCGGGGUUGGUGAAUCACUUAGAGGCCGGUUUGUUUGAAGAUGUUAUCAAUAAAAGUUUGUUGGUGGAUGUUCCUUGCAAAGGGAAGAAGUUUUCUUGGUAUAGCGGGGACGGAAAGUUUAUUAGUAGAAUAGAUCGUGUUCUUGUGGCGGCAAAUGUGAAGGAGUGGUUGAAAUUUAAAGUCAAAGGGAGGGGCGAUUUUGUUCUUAAAGAAAAGCUUAGGCUUUUAAAGGACAAAUUAAGGGAGUGGAAUAGGGAUGUUUUCAGUAAGUAUGAUUUGGAGAUGGAGGAAGGUGUGCGUGACUUGAAUUGGGCGGAUGGGAGAUUGGAGGUGGAAAUGGACGCGGAUUUAAUUGGUGAUAUUGUAGAAAAGAGGAGGGAAGCCUCUAGUCGGAUUUGGAGAAACUUGAAAAUUAAAGAGAAUAUGAUUCUUCAAAAGUCAAGACUGAGAUGGAUAAAAGAAGGAGAUGCGAAUAAAAGAAGGAGUUGCGAAUAG